CCGGACGCGGCUGUCGGCGAGGACGCACGGGUGGUUGAAAGUCUGCUUUUCUACAGUGUCUCGAGUACGCGCACUGCUAAACCGCUGACAUGCCGGUGAAUAUCGCUUCCGUUCUGGUCGCGGACGCUGUCCACGAAAGCUGCGACCAAAUCUUGCGCGAGUACGGCAUCUCCGUGACGCGAAGGCUACGCAUGACACCUGAGGAGCUGUUGGAGGAAGUCAAGAGGCACGACGCGCUGGUGGUGCGCUCCGAGUCGAAGGUGACGGCGGAGGUGGUGGCUGCGGGCGCGGCCGCGUCGCUGCGCGCCGUCGCCAGGGCCGGCACUGGCGUCGACAACAUCGACGUCGACGCCGCCACCCGCCGCGGCGUCAUCGUCCUCAACACUCCUGGCGGCAACUCCGUGAGCGCCUGCGAACUCACCUGCUCUCUCAUCACCGUGCUCGCCAGGAACGUGCCGGCGGCGUGCCAGUCGCUGAAGGAGGGCCGCUGGGAGCGCAGCAAGCUGGCCGGCUCGGAGCUGAGCGGCAAGACGCUCGCCGUGCUGGGGCUGGGCCGCAUCGGCAGGGAGGUGGCGGCGCGCAUGCGCGCCUUCGGCAUGACGACAAUUGGCUUUGACCCUCUGGUGAGCGCUGAGGCGGCCCAGCAGUUCGGCGUGGAGAAGCUGGAGCUGGAAGAGAUCUGGCCGCGCGCUGACUACAUCACCGUGCACACACCGCUCAUCCCACAGACCAGAAAUCUGAUUAAUGAUGAAGUGCUCAGCAAAUGCAAACGUGGUGUCCGCAUCGUCAAUGUCGCAAGAGGAGGGAUCAUCCAUGAGAAGGCACUGCUGGUGGCUCUAAAUGACGGCCGCUGCGGUGGCGCUGCACUGGACGUGCUGACGGAGGAGCCGCCACGCUCCGAUUGGCUGCUGGAGCUGGUGCGUCACCCGCAGGUGGUGGCCACGCCCCACCUGGGCGCCAGCACCGCCGAGGCGCAGCGGCGGGUCGCCAGGGAGGCGGCCGAGCAGCUGGUGGCACUCUCCGCCACCGUGCCCGCCGCGCAGAGGGCCAGGUUCCAGCUGACAGGUGUUGUGAACGCACCCGCACUGUCUGCAUCACUGGACGAGGGGAAUCAGCCCUGGCUCCAGCUGGCAAAGGAGCUGGGCUCACUGGCCGCCCGUCUGGUCCAGGGUUCGCUGCCCGGGACGGCCAUCAACGUCACAGCCUCUGGCCCUGGUAGUGAGCGGCUGACCUUCGUUGCCACGGCAGCCGUUACUGGUUUGCUGUCUGGGCGCACACCGAAUGGGUUGAACCUGGUCAACGCCCCAGCACUGGCGCGCGACAUGGGUGUCACAGUGACAUCCGAGAAGGCCUCUGCUGGCAGCCAGGGAGACGACACCACAGUCACUGUCAAAAUCCAGCAGGCCAGCGGCGAGGUGCAUGCCGUCACUGGUACGGUCCGUGCUGACAACCGGCCCCUCUUGCUCUCUGUCGACGGCUGCGUCUUCGACGGUGGCAUUGCCCUCGGUGGGGGCGCACCUCUGCGCCUGUUCCGUGCCGCCUCUGCCGCCUCAGCACUUGGAGCUGUGUUGGGGGCACUGGCCUCUGCCUCCGCUUCCAUUACCGGUGUCUCUGUAGCUGCCCCUGUCAUGGAGCCGGCCAAAGGCCAACCCACUGACUCUCAUGCCUGGAUCGCUGUGCGCACCACGCAGCGUGUCGAGACCCGUGUUAACAUCCCGGGUGUCGUCGACGUCUGAAGAUUCACUUGUGCUGUUUUGCCCAAUUUGUGAAGCUACUGUGCCCAGUACAGCUCAAAUUGUGUCUUCAGCAUUCAUCUCACUUCUUGAAGUGUGUUUUGUAACAAUUAUGUGACACUACUGCCUGGUGCUCUGAAACUGUAGUAACUGGUAAGGAAUGAAAUUUUGAAAUGAACUGCCAUCGGUCAGCUCUUAGCUGAUUAUCCAUUGUUGCCCAGUUACUUUUUUUUUAAGUCACCUUGUUCCUACUCCCUACCACACCAGUGGGGCAGAAAUGUCAUCAGGACUGACACUUAUUAGUCAAUGACACCAGUAUCCUUUGCAGGUGGCCUUAAUACCUCUCAUUUGCUAGGUGGGUGUAUCUCCAGAUAGGAUGUGAUGUGUUGAAAUUACUCCGCACACCCAAACAGUCCACAUUACACAUCAUCCCCUUACCCCCCUCAGCUCUCACCAUGACACCUAUUCGUCAAAUGUCAUCAAGACUGUCAACAAUUGUCGUAAUAACAGAAUGCUGUGGAUUAUGUACUAUUAUAGCUCACUUUCUAUUAUUUUUGUGUGUAACUCCUGUCCCAGCCCAUCCUAAUUUUAAGUGCGAUGGAGGUGUUUUACCCCAGCAGGGUAUUUUUCCCACAUAAUAAACCAUAUUUCUACCACAUUUAGUUGAAGUUGCUGGUGAUGUUCCAGCUUUGUGCCACCACAUAUGCUAGGAGUAUAUUACUACCAUGACAGUUCUCGCCUUAGUCGUAUGUCUCUCACAUAUUGUAAUAUCUCCAGGCAUUCCAGAAGCAUGCUGAGCACCCACUUUAAAUUUAUAAUUUCGUUUUGAAGUAUUCAUUGAGACUAGGCACCAAUGUUUACCUCUCCUUGUAAUAAAACAAUGAGCAAGAUCCGUAAAAACUUGUUACCCUCUGUUUUUCACCAGAUUUGAUAGUAUAACAUGCAUCUAGCUGAUUGGACAAAACUUUUCAUUCUUACCCAAUAAAGCCUUAAUGUUUCAGGCAACUAUUUAAAAGAAAAAGUGAACAAUACAUUAAUUUAUUUUACUGAUUACAGAUUGCAUCAAUAAUGCUUGGUAAAAAAAAAAAAAAGAUCAUAUAAAUACUAGUGCAUUCCAACUAAUUU
This is a messenger RNA of Schistocerca americana (American grasshopper), 2858 nucleotides long. Its product is annotated as D-3-phosphoglycerate dehydrogenase. Gene Ontology annotation, molecular function: phosphoglycerate dehydrogenase activity; NAD binding. The record is from RefSeq and is a predicted model, not a curated record. Lineage: Eukaryota; Metazoa; Arthropoda; Insecta; Orthoptera; Acrididae. Bases 90 to 1736 code for a protein of 548 amino acids. The transcript is spliced from 10 exons.